Messenger RNA from Hippoglossus stenolepis (Pacific halibut), 7795 nucleotides. Its product is annotated as ankyrin repeat and IBR domain-containing protein 1. The record is from RefSeq and is a predicted model, not a curated record. The transcript has 22 exons. Gene Ontology annotation, cellular component: ubiquitin ligase complex; cytoplasm. Gene Ontology annotation, molecular function: ubiquitin conjugating enzyme binding; ubiquitin protein ligase activity; zinc ion binding. Bases 817 to 4785 code for a protein of 1322 amino acids. Lineage: Eukaryota; Metazoa; Chordata; Actinopteri; Pleuronectiformes; Pleuronectidae. Gene Ontology annotation, biological process: positive regulation of proteasomal ubiquitin-dependent protein catabolic process; protein polyubiquitination; ubiquitin-dependent protein catabolic process.
UCCUUUCUGGCAGCAACAACAACAGUCAGCGCAGACCAGCGGCUCCUCUUCACUCUCAGCGGCAGCAUCACCGUCGUCCUCGCCGGCUCCGGCGGUGGCAGAGAGGAUGGUCCAGCGGGAAAGCCACCGAGGCUGCGAGUGACAGCGAUCAGGACGAUGGCCCUCGACGUUCGCCGGCUCCCGAGUGUGCGACCAGUGACCGAGUGAAACGACCGUGUGAGUAAAACGGUGAUUUCGGUGUUGUCCCCGCCGGAGGUAGUUGAGGCUAACGCGACGCGCUAACCUGACACGGGCGGUGUUGCUAGCUUCGGUACCCGCAGGAAGGUGGGCUUCUCCCGGGGUGGGAACGUUCUCCCACGGGCGCACAGGAGAAGCGGCGGCAACACCCGAGGUGAAGCGGGUUUUUUUUUAUGGGCAGCGCUUCGCCCAGCGGUGGCUGUCCAGCUGGUUUGCUCAUUCACUGGCGCUGACAGUAUGUGUUGAACAAAGGAGCUUUAACCCGAGGGGCCGCAUGGACAGAAACACACAGAGAGAAGUCGGCUGCAGUUUGUUUUGUGCUCCAUUUCACGCUGACACACUUCUUCGGGGAUAACCACACGAGGUCUGACCUGGAUGCUGAGCUCACACACGGUGACCCAGCUAAUUAAAUGCCGGGGGCAGGAUAACGCUGAACCAUGUUGCUCUAAGUUGUCACCUGUGGUGAACGGGGGAGGAGGAAGAAGAGGAGGAGGAGGAGGAGGGAGACGUAGGCAGGCAGGCAGGCAGACGGGCAUCUGCCACAGCUCCCUUUAGGCGGCCUUUCGCAAGCUUGAAGCCAUGGGCAACACAGCCACCAAGUUCCGCAAGGCCCUGGUGGGUGGCGACGAGGCCCUGGCCUGGCAGCUGUAUGAGGGCAACCCUCAGUUCAGGGAUGGCCUGGACCCAAACGCAUCGUAUGGAGAGCAGUACCAGCACAACACGGCCCUGCACUACGUCUGCCGCCACGCCAUGACACGUCUGCUCAGGUCGUUCCUGUUCAGCAAAGAGGGGAACCCCAACAAGCGUAACGUGCACAAUGAGACGUGCCUCCAUGUGUUGUGCCAAGGGCCGCAGAUCCUACUGCUGCCAGAGGGAGCGCUGUCACCACGACUGGCCCGGCCACAGAGGGACGAGCAGCGCCGUGCAGACUGCUUGCAGAUGAUCCUCAGCUGGACCGGAGCCAGGCUGGAGGGAGGCCAGUACGAGAAAGCCAAUGUCAAUGCCACCGACAACCACCACAGCACCUGUCUGCACUACGCUGCGGCUGCAGGCAUGAAGAGCUGUGUGGAGCUGCUAAUCCAGAGCGAGGCAGACCUUUUUGUGGAGGACGAGGACAAGCUGACGCCGUGUGACCACGCCGAGCGGCAUCACCACACUGAGCUGGCCCUCAGCCUGGAGUCGCAGAUGGUUUUUUCCUCCUCUACAGCUCAGCAGUCAAACACAAACUCACAUGGUGAAACCAACCUGCUGCAAUUCAAGGAGCCUUACGAGGGACUCAAGCUUCAGGACCUGCGCAGGCUGAAGGACAUGCUUAUCGUGGAGACGGCAGACAUGCUGCAAGCCCCCCUCUUCACCGCCGAGGCCCUGCUCCGAGCACAUGACUGGGACAGAGAAAAGCUUCUGGAGGCCUGGAUGUCAGAUGCCGAGGGCUGCUGUCAGCGCUCUGGUGUGGCCAUGCCCACCCCACCGCCGAGCGGCUACAACGCCUGGGACACCCUGCCCUCACCCCGCACCCCUAGGACCCCGCGCUCGCCCCUCACGCUCACCUUGACUUCUCCCACCGACAGCUGCCUCACACCUGGGGAGGAAGGCCUGGCUACGUGUGGAAUCUGUCUCUGCUCUAUCUCAGUCUUUGAGGACCCAGUGGACAUGUCCUGUGGACAUGAGUUCUGCAGAGCCUGCUGGGAGGGGUUCCUCAACGUGAAGAUUCAGGAGGGUGAUGCACACAAUAUUUUCUGCCCGGCGUACGAGUGUUACCAGUUGGUGCCCGUGCAUGUGAUAGAGAGUGUGGUUUCCAGAGAGAUGGACCAGCGGUACCUACAGUUCGACAUUAAGGCAUUUGUGGAGAACAAUCCUGCCAUCCGCUGGUGUCCUGCAGCGCGUUGUGAGCGAGCAGUGAGGCUCACCCGGCCGGGCCCCGGGGACAGUGACCCUCACAGCUUCCCCCUUCUUCCCUCCCCAGCUGUCGAUUGUGGCAAGGGUCACCUCUUCUGCUGGGAGUGCCUUGGCGAGGCCCACGAGCCAUGUGACUGUCACAUGUGGAGGAACUGGCUCCAGAAAGUCACAGAGAUGAAGCCUGAGGAGUUGGCAGGUGUGAGCGAGGCCUAUGAGGAUGCUGCAAACUGUCUGUGGCUGUUGACCAACUCCAAACCAUGUGCCAACUGCAAGUCGCCCAUUCAGAAGAAUGAGGGCUGCAAUCAUAUGCAGUGUGCCAAGUGUAAGUAUGAUUUCUGUUGGAUCUGUCUGGAGGAGUGGAAGAAGCACAGCUCGUCAACAGGAGGCUACUAUCGCUGCACUCGCUAUGAAGUCAUCCAACAGCUAGAGGAGCAGUCCAAGGAGAUGACUGUAGAGAAAUCCCCAAUUGUAUUCCAGGCAGAAAAGAAGCACAAAAGUUUUCAGGAGCUCGACCGUUUCAUGCACUAUUACACUCGCUUCAAGAACCAUGAACACAGUUAUAAGUUGGAGCAGAAGCUGCUGAAAACGGCGAAAGAGAAGAUGGAGCAGCUGAGCAGAGCCUUCAUUUGCCGUGAAGGCACUCCUCCAGACACGCGGUUCAUCGAGGACGGUGUGUGCGAGCUGCUGAAGACGCGGCGCGUGCUGAAGUGCUCUUACCCAUACGGCUUCUUCCUGCAGCCAGGCAGCACCCAGAAAGAGAUAUUUGAGCUCAUGCAGACCGAUCUGGAGAUGGUGGUGGAGGAUCUGGCGCAGAAGGUGAACCGGCCUUACCUGAGGACACCGUGCCAUAAGAUAAUCAGUGCAGCCCGGCUGGUCCAGCAGAAGAGGCAGGAAUUCCUGGCAUCUGUGGCCCGUGGCGUGGCUCCCAACGACUCUCCUGAGCUUCCCCGCAGGAACUACCCUGGAGGAUCAUGGGACUGGGAGUACCUGGGCUUUGCCUCUCCUGAGAUGGGGAGUCGUCACUCUGUACUGGGAGCGGAUCCAAGAGAGAGACAGUCACAGGAUUAUGCUGACAUUCAGUACCGUCGUAGACACAGGCCGCGGCGCAGAGGAGACAUGCUGAGUCUGCACAACCUCAGAAGCAACAGUAACACACCAGAGACCAGUAGGAGAAGUGACAACACAGAAGCUCCAGAGAGGAGCGAGGGACGUAGGAGAGUGCUGGGCUCGCUGGAUGAAGACGACCCGAACAUCCUCCUGGCCAUCCAGCUGUCGCUGCAGGAUUCCCGCAGAGAGCGAGGCCUGGAGGGAGCGCUGGAUGGGCGGCCGGAGCUGGAGCGUGCCCUGGACAGAGGACAGGAGAGGAGGUCGGGUCCGGUGGGAGACCUGGGAGAGGUUGCGUUGCACUCCCUCAACACUGACGGUCCUCUUGGAGCCAGGCGCUCGUCCUUCCCCGCCUCUCUCCUCGAUCCUCCUCGGCCCCCUCACAGGACAGACUCCACCUCCCAGGCUCCCAUGUCCAUCCCCCUCCCGCCCCCGCCUCCCUCUCUCUGCGCAGAGCUGCUGGAGUUGGGAGACAGCCUUAUGAAACUGGGGAACAUAACCACUCCUUAUGACCUAAACACACACACGCAGGAACAGCUCUGCUCGCACCACACAUACAACCACAGCGCUCUCAUUGCUCCCUACACCACUGAACCUGCUUACAGCGACUGCAGCCAUAGACAAGACCAUAUCACCAUCACAAACCCUCGCUAUGACGGCAAAGAUCAGAGUUACUGCCACUCCAGUGCUUAUUUGGCUGACACUGAACACACUGCCUCCUGCGCACUAGAACGCUCCCAAAUCCCAACACAAAACCCCGCCCUUCCUUGUGCAUAUAACCGGGAACACGCAGCCACCUACGACAGCACGCCGAAACCCGACAGCUCUUACAACCCCUGCCCAGAACACAGUAGCUCUUACACUCAGGAGCGGCCCGCUGCCUAUGUUCUUGAGCGCCCAUCCAAAACAGACCCCCAGGACCCUGCCCAGUUGUGCCUCCCGUCUCCAGAGCUUGAGCCGGAGCUGCUGCUUUCACCAGUGAUCCCCCCGGGGGGCCCUUUCACCCCCAGCGAUCCUCAGAGUCUGGAGGCCCUGGACCCCACAGCCAGUGCCCAGCUGCUGGACAACAUCAUGGCCUGGUUCAACAACAACAUCAACCCGCAGAACAACCCCCAGAGCCUGGCCCUCAUCCCCUCCCCGCCCACCACAGAGACCGAGUCCUCCCCUGACACACACACUGAGACUGACAGCCAGACCUCCAGGGGCGUGACCCCUGCCCCGAUCUGGCAGCCCCUGGAGGGCGAGCCAGAAGCGGACGGAGAGUCGGUGAGUCCUUAUUUUGGUGCUGGCGGGGCGGAGGCCCCGAAGGCAUUGAGGCCGAGCACUCUGGAGCUGGAACACAGAGAGGCUGGAAUGGAGGGUGUACAUGAAGGGUGUGUGGCGGACCUGUCGCUGGACGAAGCGCGCACACACCCAUGCUCACACUCCCAACGUGGAAUCAGCCCCGCACACACUGCCCCUCCCACAGAGACAGACUUAGAUCUCGUUCUUCAGCUGGAGGUGGACCAAUCCCCUGAGGAGUGGGAGGAGCAAGUGCACCUGGUGUGAUGGAGUAAAGAGAAAGUUGAAUUAAAUAGAGGAAGAUAGAGAUGAGAGAGUGAUGAAAGUAAAAGACGAAAGAAAAUCAUCAUAGAGAGCGAAGCACUAAUGGAAGAACACAUUGGUCAGAGAGGCCUCACUGAAAGAUGCUGGUCUUAGCAGGUUGAGUGUUUACUGUAUGUAAUAUACUGUAUCUAAAGAGGACAUGAAGCCCUGCAGACUCUGUCCAGUAAAGAUGAUGUCAUACGCAAUUUGAUUUAUAAUUAUUAUUAUUUUUUAAGUGCUUUUGUCUGUUUUGAAAACAGACAAACUAUUCUUUGAAACCGAGUGUUUAAAACAGACUACAUCAAUGGAGAGCUACUGAUAUCACACAUAAGACAUAAAAUGCUGCACAUGUUUUUUUUAAUUUCUUAUUUUUAUUUAUUCCCCACCAACUGUAUUUGUCUCCUCAGUUUGUUCAGGGUGAAGUCUUGGUGCUGCUGAAAAUCCAAACUUGCCUUGUUAACACUCACACUUCAUUACACACACACACACACACACACACACACACACACACACACACACACACACACACACACACACACACACUGACCGAACCACAAGCUUUUUCAGAGCCCCAAGAGCCAAAACACAGUGAUACCUGUAACCUUGGAGCUUGUUAGCGUACUGUACAAUCAGAGGGGCCUAAUUCAGAGUUCUGGACCUUCACGCACACUGUGCCUGCUUUACGAGAGCCAACACACUACUGAUCUUUGCUGUUCGGGAGGCCGCGCAAGAACCACGAUACGCCCGUCUGCUUGGUGAACUUCACUCUGGUGCGACAGGCUUUAUCUGUAUGUUGUGAUGGUAUCAAUUCUUUUGUAAUACUCGAGAUGGUCACAGAGGGUGAAUUGUCUUGUCCCUCUGCACUGCAGGGUCAGGGGUCGCUCUGAGCUUCAGAGCAGCAGUAGGAAUUCGUUGUCUUGCUCAAAAGAACCGCAGCAUCAUGGGUGCUUGUUUCCAGGGGGGGAUUAAUCGCCUUUAUUUUUCCUGCUCGGUGCAGCAUCCUGCUACUCAUUCCACAAACUUCUGUCUUUAUCAGAGAGGAGCUUUCAUCCAUAUUAAUAUUUCUGUAUUUUAGCUGCUUUGGCUCAGUUUUCAAAACACAAAAUGCUUUAUGGGUACACAAUAAAAAGAUUCUCAUCAGUGUUGCAUUUUUAAAUAUAUCUAUCAUAUGUCCUUUAAUGCUGUAAAACAUUCACUAAAUUUAGAACUAUUAAAAAACAUGUCGGAGAAUAAUUACAUCAAAAAAAUGAUUAAACAUCUAUUAAACAAUUCUGUUAAAAUGUUAAUACAUAUGAAGAAGUCUGGAGUCAGACUUAACACAACAGUUAACUGCAUUCUUUCAAUUUGUUUAAUUUAAACCAGAAUGUUUCCAAACUCCUCCAAAUUCCUGAGAAGCGUCACAUUAAACCACAACAUGUUCAAGGUUAGAAUGUAUGAGUUUGUUUUCACAUUGAAUCUGAGCUUUAGCAGCUAAAAUGCUGUAAAUAAAAAUACUUCAAGUGUUUCUGACUGCAGACGGUUGCUGUUUCUCUCAUAUCUUUCCCACUACUGACGGCGAGUAGAGUGCUGUUGUUAGUUGGCAGAUCCGUUGGGAUUUUACUGUAAUUUAUCCAUUUUUAUUCCUUAUGACGGAGAUGAAAUCUCUUCCAGUUGAGACCAGAGUCGUUGGGUCCGUGUGCCUUUUCGGUUGUUAAUCGUAUUUGUUUUAUUUGUCUGUAUUUAUUCGUGUCAUUACUUUUUAAAAGGAGUUGCUAAUGAACGUAAAUGGAGGACACACCACUCUGGCUGUUGCCACAAAUACACUGAGGUUCUUGAUGCACAUUAGUAUUGUUUGUCCUUUGCGCCCUGAUUUAUCUGACUCGACUUCAUCCCCAGAGAGAACAGGUUCAUGUUUCGACCAAUUUAUUUAUUCAGAAAUGUUUUUGAGGCUCUAUUAAUGAAUUCAUUGCUUAAUUAUUCACCUAUUUGAGUUUCCACGAUCAUUAACAACCACUUUAUCUGAAUGUUGCUCAAGUCUAGUCGCCCUCUGAUUACUUCUUCAAACGUGAUGUAGAACUCUGACUCCUGGCUGGUCAUUCAGACGUUAUCUUUAAACAUUAUCGCCCCACAUUGAUGUUUACAAGAGAAUUGAACACUGCCUUUUGCGUUGAGAUAUGAUAUGGUGCUUUGGGGACUGGGAUGGUAAUAUUAAUGGAGUGUUUUUAAUUAUAAUCUGGUGGCAUGAAAAAAAAAAAAAAAUCAAAUCCUGUCCAAGAGGAAAGAAAUCUGACUUGUUGAAAUUCCUCGCUCUACGUUACCCAGACACACGUGACAUGCAAUCAUGGAUGCAUCACUUAUAACUGAUCAUGUGCUUGAGGCUUGUUUUUAAGUGGAAUCCUCCACAGAAAAGAAUGUUCUCUGCUCUGUGUGGAACAUUAAGCUGUGAAGGUGCUGGAACAGGGCGUAGGUUCUGAUGGAGACGUUUCAUGAAGCCUCCGGAGACGUUGGUGUUGCCGCCAACGUCUCAGACUCUUUUCACUGCUCAACAACAGGACUGAUUUUCGGUUGCAUGGUGCUACGGAGGAAGCACAGAGUCUGGGGUCUUUUUAAUUUGCACACGCAUGCUGUUGAUGCAUUGCACUAAUCCAGUGCUGACAGGCAAGAUGUGGAGAACUGACGAGUGAUGCUUUUAUUAUUAUUAUUAUUAUUAUAAUAUUCUUUUUUUUGUUUUCCUUAUUAGAGUUGGAUUCAUGGCCUCAGGGGAAUGGUCCUGUGCCAUUUUGUAAUCCAUAUAUAAUUUGUCUAUUUUAAUGGUCCAUUAAUGAACAACAUCAGACUUCAACAAUGAAAUAAAAAAUGAAAUUUGCACUCUCAUUGAUAAUACUUGAUACAUUCCCAGUCGGUCCAUGAGAGCGGUUUGAUGUGUGGCCAAAAACUGUAAAUGAAAGUGUCAGUGCAAAGUUAACUCUCAAUAAAAAAGAACUGAAAGCGUGUC